UGUAGCCAGUGCCAGUGCCGGAUUCGAGCUAGUUGUCGUGUGACCAUGUGGCUCUAGUGCAUUGGAUAGUAUUUUGUUGUUGCUCCGCAUCGUCUGGUCGGGCCUUGUUGUUCGGCGUCUGUGGAUCGGAUCGAUGAGGUGCGGGCGGUCGUCAGGCAACUGCAAAUCCAACAUUCGGCUCCAAACGAUGAUCAACCACCACGAGCAUACAUGACCAUCAAAGGCUGUCGUCCAACCUUGGAUAUGUCUUCGUCUCUGUAGAGCCGGCAAUGAACCCCCGUUCGCUCAUCAAUUGCCUGUACAUAUCCACAUUCUAGGUAGCCGCAGCACAGUUGUGACCGAACAUGUCCCUCACCCUCAAAGUCACCUCGCUGUUCGUCAGGACGCUUGCGAAGCCUGUAGCAAAUGCGAUAAAACGCAAUGCCCAUGAGCACGAACGCUUUCGCCGAAUAUGCGUCAAAUUUGCCCAAGGCCUGCACCGCGUCGACAUGCGUAUGCGCCUAGGCCUCCUUCAAGACCCCGCCGUCAUCGAUCGGCAGAUCAAAAAGGAAGUCGCCUUGGCAGAGGCCAGGCGGAAGGAGGCGGCCGCGCCCACCGUCUUGACUGAGGAGCAGACCAAGGCGGAGGAAACGCUUACAGAGAGGGAGCGGGAAGCGAUCAAGAAGAAGGCAGAAGAAAGGGCCAGACCCCGCAUUCGGCCUCUCUCCGAACAAAAGGCCAUUGAGAUGGGCGCAAACUUUGUCGCUGAAUCCUUCAUCUUCGCUGUCGGUAUUGCAGUAAUCCUCGUGGAGCAGUGGAGGCAAAGGAGAAAAGCCAAGAACGCCAGAGACGAUAUUAGGGAAGACCUAGAGGAGGUGCAGGCUGAACUGAGGGCUGUCAAAGCAGAACUUGAGAAAUUCAAAGCAAAACAUCCUGAGCCCACGUCUUCCAAGCUGUUGGGCUUUUGGAAGGGGCGAGCUGAGGACAAGGGAGCUGAACCUGCAAAAGCCGCAAAGUCCGCGUCUACUGGCACCACAAUCACCGUCGAUUCAGCAGUUCAGGCUGAGAGCCAAACUACCAAACAGCAACCAGCAGACAAGGCCUCGCAACCAAAAGAAUUGGGAAUGCACACACGAGAGACCUGACCAUGACAGCCUAAACCUUCUCUUAUCAUUUUCAUACUCUCCUCUCAUGAUACCCUUCCGGUUGCGGACGUAGGCG
This is a messenger RNA of Bipolaris sorokiniana ND90Pr, 1200 nucleotides long. RefSeq lists its product as uncharacterized. The transcript is spliced from 2 exons. NCBI's taxonomy places the organism in Eukaryota, Fungi, Ascomycota, Dothideomycetes, Pleosporales, Pleosporaceae. Gene Ontology annotation, biological process: regulation of lipid metabolic process. Bases 345 to 1124 code for a protein of 259 amino acids. Gene Ontology annotation, cellular component: mitochondrion. The record is from RefSeq and is a predicted model, not a curated record.